Molecule: messenger RNA, 361 nt
Organism: Mycena citricolor
Lineage: Eukaryota; Fungi; Basidiomycota; Agaricomycetes; Agaricales; Mycenaceae
Source: the annotation of a GenBank genome assembly
UGGGAGCAGGGUGUCGAUGCUACUGGAGGUGAAUUUCAAGGCGGAUGUCAGCCACAUCCGGAACGGCAACCCGGCGACCCUCUUGAGACGCUUUCACACAUCGUCGCUCGUAAGAGCGAUAGGGAACUUGUUGAAUGGCUGGAUAGACACGGCGCGGACCCUGAAGAACGUGAUUCCCAGGGAAUGGCUGCUUUCCAUGUAGCCCUGCAAUCCGGUCACAAGAACAUUGUUGACUAUUUCUUCGAAACGUACGACCGGAAGGACGAUGAUUCUAACGCGAUAUACCAUAUGGCUGACCCUGAGUCUCUACUGUCGCUGGCCGUGACCACGGGGGAACCUGAGCUCGUGUGGAUGAUUCUCG